AUGCUUGGAGUGGCAUCCGACGCGGAUGGAGUGUUUGGAUCUCCGAUGCCUAUUUGUGCAGAUCGCCGCUUGUGCUUGAGCGGAGGCGGCGAGCAGCGAGUGACGAAUCGCCAGGUGGGUUGGUGGCAGAAGGACGAAGGGCUGGUUGGCGCGCUGGACUCUUCGCCUCGUGGCAGAGCGUGCGAACAGACACGACACCAAACGGCACAUCCGCGAACGCCACCACUGCUAGGCUCCUGGCCCAGCAAUAAGUGUUGCAUGGCUGUGGCGGGACAGUGCUUUCGGAUAUGCAUAGACCUGCCCGCUGCUGCGCUGGAAAGCGACCCGUUUAUUCCAAUGUCUGUUCCAUGGGACAUGAGCAAUGCCACUCCAAGGCGCAUACCUAAGCUGGCUGUGAGGAAUAAGAAUAACAUUGAAGUCAACAACUCCAGCGAGAAGAGCAAUAAUGAAGACCGAGAGCGGCCGGACAUAUUUAGCGUUCAACCUGACGACAGGACAUUUGAGUUGUUGACCAGUCGUAAUCAGCACCAGCGUACAGAUUCGAGACAAAGUCACAGCCAGACAAGAAAGGCCCCCGGCAAGUGGAAGAGCGCUGGCAUCCUUGGGUUUCUGGCCCUCAAGGAGCCUUCGACUUCUGCUUUGGAAGAAUUUGCAGAGCUUGAGAGGAGAAAGAUGACGAACCAGAGGGUACUGCCUGGUGUUUCGUCUCAGAAACUGCCGCAUCAUGUCCCGAAGAGCCACAGCAAGCCAGGAAGACAAUUGCUCAAAGUCAUCGCAGUUACGCCGAUGGGAGACGCCACCAGCAACACGAGAAGCUAUCGAGCUGCGGAGGCAAGAAUUGUUGCUCCGGUCGUUGGUCCGGUGAAAUCGAAAAACAAAGAAGUCCUGCCUUGGGAGAUGUUUGCACCUCCAGCAGAUGACCAGACUUCACUGGCUUCCCAUACCAUUCAAGACGAUUCACGAAAGUUCAAGCGCUUCAGUGGCAGGAUUGGGAGGAAGUAG
Messenger RNA from Pseudocercospora fijiensis CIRAD86, 1002 nucleotides. RefSeq lists its product as uncharacterized. The coding region runs from base 1 to 1002 and encodes 333 amino acids. The record is from RefSeq and is a predicted model, not a curated record. NCBI's taxonomy places the organism in Eukaryota, Fungi, Ascomycota, Dothideomycetes, Mycosphaerellales, Mycosphaerellaceae. The transcript is spliced from 8 exons.